Messenger RNA from Solea senegalensis (Senegalese sole), 3244 nucleotides. RefSeq names its product nicastrin (gene ncstn). The record is from RefSeq and is a predicted model, not a curated record. Lineage: Eukaryota; Metazoa; Chordata; Actinopteri; Pleuronectiformes; Soleidae. Gene Ontology annotation, cellular component: membrane. The transcript has 17 exons. Gene Ontology annotation, biological process: protein processing; Notch receptor processing. Bases 54 to 2159 code for a protein of 701 amino acids.
UUUCCAACAACAACACUUCCUGUUGUGUUUUUCCUGCUUAUCAAACCAGGAAGAUGGGUUUCCCCUCGUCCAAAUGGAUUAGUAAUUUGCUAUUUUGCUGUUUUUUCGCCGGUAUCAGCUGUAAUUCAGUGGAAAAGAAGAUUUAUUUGCAUCUCAAUUACACUUUCCCAUGUGUACGACUGCUCAAUGCAACACAUCAAAUAGGCUGCCAGUCAUCUAUGUCAGGUAAUGUGGGUGUGCUUCAUGUGCUGGAGUCAGAGGAAAACCUGGACUGGGUCCUGAGUUCUGGUCCCAAUCCUCCUUAUAUGGUCAUCUUGGAUGCCCCGCUCUUUACCAGAUCCAUCAUGAUGAAGUUGAAGAGCAGCUCAGGCAGAGUGGCAGGCGUUGCUGUUGUGGCGCCAAACACGAACCCGGCAGAGAGCUUCUCUCCACACACCACCUGUCCCAACGAGAACACAGGUGUUUAUUCAGAAACCUACGGUCCGGCCAUGGCUAAUUGUAACAUGACAGUGUGGAACCCGCUGGGAAACGGUCUUUCGUACGAGGAGUUUGAUUUCCCUAUAUUUUCACUCAAAGACGACAAUGACACUCGAGUCAUACGACAGUGUUACUUGGACCAUAACCAAGCUGUGAAUAACAGCACUCCUCAGUACCCACUGUGUGCUAUGGAGCUCUACUCCCACAUGUUUGCUGUCACCGACACGGCCACCUGCAUGAGAAGAAAUGACAUCAGCUUCAGCAUCAGCCCAGAGAUGGUUUGUGACCCACUGGGUGACUAUAAUGUUUGGGGCUCCACCAGACCGAUCAACAACACAGUCAAGGGCCAUAAAAUGUGGGAGAAUGUGGUCAUCGCAGCAGCCAGGCUGGACAGCAGGUCAUUUUUCUAUGAUAUAGCUCCAGGAGGAGAAAGUGGAGUCUCUGGCUUUGUCACCCUCCUGGCGGCCGCUCACGCUCUCCGUAACGCCACCCAGGAAGCUCAACCCAACCGCACCAUCGUGUACACCUUCUUCCAAGGGGAAACCUUUGACUACAUCGGCAGUUCAAGGAUGGUGUAUGACAUGCAGAACAAGCAGUUUCCACUGGACCUGGACAACAUUCACUCAGUGUUGGAGAUUGGACAGGUGGGGCUUCGUGCUGACUCUAGACUGUGGCUUCACACCGAUCCCGUGUCCAGGAGAAACGACAGCAUCAAUCAAGAAGUGGAGGAGCUGAUCAAAAACCUGCACUUGGCUGCCACAAAUUUAAGUGUCACACCAGUUGCACCCACUGUCUCCCAGCCACUCCCGCCCUCAUCCUUCCAGCGUUUCCUACGAGCUCAGCAAAUCCCUGGUGUUGUUCUGGAGGAUCAUCAGUCUGAAUAUGUUAACCGGUUCUAUGAGAGCAUGUAUGAUAAUGCAGAAUACCUGAACGUGCUUUACCCGUCGGAUCUGACGCCUGAGGAACAGCUAAAGUUUAUCACCGCCUCUGCAAAGGCUCUGACCGAGGUGGCCACAUUGGUCGCUCGCACUCUGUACAUGCAGGCAGGAGGAGCAGAAUCUCUACUGAGCAGCAUAAGUGCAGACCCUCAAAUAGUGACCCAGAUGCUGUACGGUUUCCUUGUUCGGCCAAAUAACUCCUGGUUCCAGGAACUAGUCCCCUCAGACUUCACAAGUCACCUGUCUGACAGACCCCCAAACAUGUACGUCGGUGCGAUCCAGCAGCCCAGUGAACCCACUCUCUUGGUCCAGUACCUGUUGGCCAAUCUGACCGGCAGCACCGUCAAUGUCACCCAGGAAGACUGCCAGAACCAGAGAGAGGAUAAGGACGACAAAGACAGCAAACAUAUGUACACCUACGUAUGGGUUCAGGGUGCAGUGCCUCCCAACAGUACAGAAAGGGAGGGUUUCUGCGUGCGCUCCUCCGCUCGUCUCACCAAAGCCGUGUCCCCGGCGUUUGAACUGCGACAGUUCACCACCUCAGAAUACUCCACAUGGACAGAGUCCAGGUGGAAGGCCAUUAAAGGACGUAUGUUCCUGGUGGCCAGUCAUGAAUUGGAGAUGUUGACGUUAGGUGUUGGCAUUGGCGUGCUGCUAACAUCCCUCUUGCUGACGUACGUCAUCAGCGCCAAGGCCGACAUACUCUUCAGCUCAGGGCGAGAACCCGCCAACGCCACCUACUGAUCCACAGCGAGGCGACGCAGGCCCACGACCACUACUACUUACCACCACCAUUACUACUAAUUCUACUUUUAUCGUAAAACCAGACUUCAACAGGACAUUUUGUUUCAAACACGACACGUGUAGGUACACAGACAGGUUAGACACCACAGCAGCAGGAGGGGAAGGGAGCGGGUUUAGUAGACAACAACUCUGUGAUCAUGGACUCACUACGGUGAGGUGUGAGAUGAGGACUGGCCUAUGUGGAUGGAUCUGGACUCAUCAGGGUUAGAAAACACUGGUCAGGCACCAGAAGACCCUGCCAGUGGGAAAAGAUGUUUAUAUUUCUUUUCCUUUUAUUAUUUUUCUUCUUUUUAAUGUGGAAGAAUGUUUUGUUUACUGUGUCAUGGGAUGGGCACUAAACAUUAAGCAUUAUUUUUGAGUGUGUGUAUGAUUGUGAAAAUGUAAAUGUGACUGAGUGAGUGUUUGUGUGUGUGUGUGAAAAGCUGUAUGGUGCAAUACUGUAGCUGUCUUCUCUGUCAUGUAGUUAACUUAUCACUCAAUCCUAAUAAUAAGAAACCACUUCAUGAGUCAAUGAACAAGUAGUAAUAUAAAAAAAAGUCAACAAAAUCUGAAAAGGUGUCGCUAGGUAUUUUAGUUUCUGGGAAUUAGACAGAUUUGAUACAUUUUUGAAAAGGCAAAUUCUACUAAAACUAAAACUAUUUGUUAUUUUAAAACCAGUGCACAUGUCCUGUAUAACUCAAUUGUAUGUAGUUGUAAAUCCCACUGUGAUUUCACAUAUUGUGAUAUUUGUGUGGCGAAGAAGGAUUUCCCUAACGUGCAAGAGUCUGAAGUGGCUGACUGUCUCUUCGCUUUUAUCAAUCAGCUGCUAAAAAUCUUUCAAUUCAGCCAGAAAAUCUGCUUUGACACUGAAAAUGUGUUGGUACUCUGGCUGUGCACUCGUUUUUUCGGUUCACGCCUUUUUCACAAGGUUUCCUUUAACUUCUGAGAAAUUUUGACAAGAGUUAAUUUUGUUGAUGGAUGUUCAUUUAAUGGCUGGAUCAAUUGUGAUGCCUUGGUGAGAUAAAAUAAACAUUGCUUGUUUUCCA